GUGGUGCGGGGCGCGGUGAACACGCCGGAGGCCCUCCAGCGCGCCUUCGACCUGGAGGAGGAGAGAAAGCGCUGGGACGCUGAGCUGGGCGCCUGGGUGGACGUCCACUGCAACCUCAGGGAGGAGGCCGAGCAGGCCAACGCCGAGGAAUCCGACGCCGAGGAGCCGGACGGCGAAGGCGAGCCGCGCCUCGACGCGGACGGCCGCCCCGUCCGCGUCACGGACAAGGAGUACUACGACGUGCUCGAGGUGUCCCCGAACGCCUCCGGAAUGGAGAUCAAGCGGGCGUACUACAAGAUGGCCGUGAAGGUGCACCCCGACAAAAACCCGGACGACCCUGCCGCGGCCCAGCGCUUCCAGCAGCUCUCGACGGCUUACCAGGCGGGCGCGCUCCCCCAGGAGGGCGGGGGCGGGGCGGCCCGGUACAUUGGCAAGCUGUGGGUGGCGAUGCAGACCGACAAGCUUGCGAAGGGCCUGCAGAAGGACUUCGACCGGCACCGCAGGGACGACGGCUCCGACGGCGCUCCCGCGCGUGACGUCCUCGGAGACGCCCUCGAGCGGGAGAUGCGCUGGCAGAGCGACGGCAGGAAGGAGAAGUGGAUGCAGCGCCAGCAGUUCCUGCGACUGGUCAAGUGCGCGGUGAGCCUCCGAGACCAAUUGAGCAAAUGGGUGCUGGAGCGCGACGAGGCCGGGUUCAUGGCCCAGAUAUCCCAGGAGGCGAAAGAGCUGACGCACGUCUCGUUCGGCGGUCGCUUGUUGCGGACCAUCGGCGCCGUGUACGAGGCGAAGGCGGAGGAGUUCUUGAUAUCCUUGCACGGGAGCUUCACGCUCGACGCGCAGCUCGUCUCGUGGCGCGACAGCAUCCGCGCGACCAGCGUCAAGGUGCAGGCGGUCUCGAGCGUCGCGAAGUCCGCGAUGGUCAUGAAGAAGAUGCACGACGUGGCCGGCGCGCACGCGGAGGAGGACCAGGAGAAGAAGGA
Prorocentrum cordatum is the source of this 980-nucleotide messenger RNA. NCBI's taxonomy places the organism in Eukaryota, Dinophyceae, Prorocentrales, Prorocentraceae. The record is from the annotation of a GenBank genome assembly.